AUGAACCGACUGACAGAAUACCCAACACUGCUGCUGGCCGUGGCGGGCUCGUACGUGAUAUGGAUACUGCUCCAAGGCUUUGUCCUGUCGCCUCUUCGACGGAUUCCCGGCCCAGCGCUCGCGCGAGUCACAGUCCUGCGAGCUCUACGCAACAGGCUGCCGAAAAAGGUCGUCCAGACGGCGCUCGCAGACUUUGAACGCUACGGCGACAUCUACGUCUCGCGGCCGGACACCGUCACCAUCAGCCACCCCGUCGAUGUCCGGGCUGUGCUCGGCGCAAGAGACUCGUGGAAGAUUGACGUGUACCAGGGCCUCCAGGACCCGGUGCUCAAGAACCUCGUAACGUUCAACCACCCGCAGCUCGCGAGCCAGAGGCGACGUCAAAUAAGCCCCUUUCUCAACAGCAAUGCAUACCUUGUGCAGAUGGAGGACACCGUCCUGGAGCACGGCGCCGUCGCUCUGAUGGCCAGGUGGAACGCCGGACUUGCGCAGAGCGAGGAGAUCGAGAUCAACUACAGAAACGACACGCAGCUGGCGACCUUCAACAUCAUGAGCGCGCUUGCGUUUGGCCGCGAUCUUUCGGGGCAGGCGGACAGCGCUGUUAUCGUGGACUGGAUUGCCGCAACGGCCGUCUACAUCGGCGUCAGCAUCAACUUCAAGGCGCUGCUGCACUUCCCGUUUUCUCUCGUCAUAGCCCCAUGGCUGGCAAAGUACAGGGAUUUUGUGCAGUUCGGCAAGGAGUCCGUCGCCCUGCGUCGUGAGAUGAUGGCGAGCGCCCUCUCCAGGGACGAGCUUCCCAAGGACGUGCUCCAGGCCUUCAUCGACGCCGAAGACCCGGACUCCAAGGUGAAGAUGACACCGCAGGAGAUUCAGGCAGAGAGCGUGGGCAUGCAGCUCGCGGGCAGCGAGACUACCUCCGCAUCGCUCACCUGGGCGCUUCACCUGUUCACUCUCUACCCCGAUGCGCUGCGCAGAGCGACGCUCGAGAUCCGCAGCCAGUUCGACGCCAACCAGCUCGUUCGAUACGCUGAUUGCCGGAAGACUCUACCGUUCCUGGAAUCCUUCGUCUAUGAAACAUUCCGCUACGCGCCCAUCACCUCGGGCUUCAUGCCCCGGACGUCGCCAAGGGACAUGGAGCUCCAGGGCCACUCUAUCCCAGCGGGAACGAAGGUCGCCUUCAACCUGCUGGCUCUGAACAACCGGAGAGACGUAUGGGAGACGCCGGAGAGAUUCAUCCCCGAUCGAUUCAUCGGCAACGAGGACGGCAAGAAGAAUAUAUUUGCGUUUUCAUACGGUCCGCGAAGCUGUGUUGGUCAAAACCUGGCGUGGAUGGAGAUCAUGACCAUCCUGGCCAACAUGCUGCUGCAUUUCGACAUUGCGCUCCCCAGAGACGCAGUUUACGGGCCAGAGAACGUUGGCGAAGGGGGCGUCCCGCGGCUGAUGGAGACGCAGUGCCAUAUUGUAUUUGCGCCGGUCCACCCCGAGCGGGAUUGCAGGCUACUUCUGUCACGGAAGAUCUGA
This is a messenger RNA of Microsporum canis CBS 113480, 1521 nucleotides long. RefSeq names its product cytochrome P450. NCBI's taxonomy places the organism in Eukaryota, Fungi, Ascomycota, Eurotiomycetes, Onygenales, Arthrodermataceae. Gene Ontology annotation, molecular function: iron ion binding; oxidoreductase activity, acting on paired donors, with incorporation or reduction of molecular oxygen; heme binding. The transcript has a single exon. The coding region runs from base 1 to 1521 and encodes 506 amino acids. The record is from RefSeq and is a predicted model, not a curated record.